CCCACCGCAACCGUCGACAGAUGUUUCCCAGCAACGCCGCGAGACCCCGGGCCACGCAUGCGCCGCGCAUGCGCCUGCGAAGCCGGGAGGGGGUCAAAGGGCGCGGGGUGGCGCCUGCGCAGAGCGGCGCGGCGCGGCAAGAUGGCGGAUAAGGAGAAGAAGAAAAAGGAGAGCAUCUUGGACUUGUCCAAGUACAUCGACAAGACGAUCCGGGUGAAGUUCCAGGGAGGCCGCGAAGCCAGUGGAAUCCUGAAGGGCUUCGACCCGCUCCUCAACCUCGUGCUGGACGGCACCAUCGAAUACAUGCGAGACCCUGACGACCAGUACAAGCUCACAGAGGACACCCGGCAGCUGGGCCUGGUGGUGUGCCGGGGCACGUCGGUGGUGCUCAUCUGCCCGCAGGACGGCAUGGAGGCCAUCCCCAACCCCUUCAUCCAGCAGCAGGACGCCUAGCCGGCCUCGGGGGCGGGGUACGGGGCGGCAUGGAGGCCAUCCCCAACCUUUCAUCCCACAGCAGGGCAGUGGCUUCGGGGUACAGGGCAGGCCUGAGAAACUGUCUCCCUCGGACUUCGCCACCGCUGCCACCACGGUGCCACCUGCUGGAACAGGAGCCCCUUCCUUUUUGUAUAGGUUGAAUUUUUGUUUUCUUAAUAAAAUUGCAAACCUCA
Messenger RNA from Callithrix jacchus (white-tufted-ear marmoset), 668 nucleotides. It is a transcript of the gene LSM7, whose product is annotated as LSM7 homolog, U6 small nuclear RNA and mRNA degradation associated. Gene Ontology annotation, molecular function: RNA binding. The record is from RefSeq and is a predicted model, not a curated record. Lineage: Eukaryota; Metazoa; Chordata; Mammalia; Primates; Cebidae. Gene Ontology annotation, cellular component: catalytic step 2 spliceosome; U12-type spliceosomal complex; spliceosomal tri-snRNP complex. Gene Ontology annotation, biological process: nuclear-transcribed mRNA catabolic process; mRNA splicing, via spliceosome.